Molecule: messenger RNA, 1208 nt
Organism: Anneissia japonica
Lineage: Eukaryota; Metazoa; Echinodermata; Crinoidea; Comatulida; Comatulidae
Exons: 3
Coding region: 73-804 (243 amino acids)
Source: RefSeq, a predicted model, not a curated record
UCUACGUCUAGUAGUAAUCAGUCUUUUAGGUGGAGAGGAAGCCUUAUAGUACUCGCCCAAUAAGUCAUAAAAAUGAAGUCACUCAAUGUGUUCACCCUCGUCCUUAUGACAUUGGUAUGUCAUAGCAAAGAACAAAGUUCGUGCUGUAGGGACACAGUGCACGAAUGCUACCCGCGUCCUGAAUUAAACACCGACCAGAUUGAGAUUCUACGUGAUGUUGUUGAAGAGCUGGAGCAGUUACCAUGCGAAGAAAUGAUUGAACGAAUAUAUAACACUGUAGAAUCGCCUAUAACAUAUACUGCAGAACAAAUUGAUUAUCUAGUCGGGCGCUAUCCUAGUAGAUUUGAGGCGGUUCCAACAGAGGAGACGGACUGUAGGACAACGACCGUCGUUCCAGAGUGUCCUGAUGAGCCAAUACCGGAACCAAUACCUGAUGUUGGGAGCCGAUCUUCGUAUCCCCACAAGAAAAGAAGACGGAGGGCCAAUAGACCUGGCACAGGUGUAUGCGAGACGAUCCUAGACGGAUUUACAACUCCCCACCUUGCACUUAACAGACGGGGAGAGAUUGUAUUAGUCGUUCAAGGAAUGGAUAUAACCGGGGCGGACGGUGUGCGUUUCGCCAAUAAUCAAUAUGUGUACGAGACCAUCUGCGGAAGGGACCAAUGUGAAGGUGGACUGCAAUGCAACUGUACCACUGUGCUAACUCCAUCAACUACCGCUGUUGUGCAUUAUAUCAAUGGGGAAAAUAAUUUUUUUAUAGAAGAACCUAUCCAAGCACGCACGUGUCAUGCGUACGUGCCAUAGGAGUCAAUUUGAUGUUGUCUGUCUGCCCACACUGUAUUUACCUGAAAUAAGCUCUAUUCGAUGAUGUCAUUAUUAUCUAUAAUAAGAAGUAGAUAGGGUAGGCGUGUUAGUAUAAAUCAGGGAUGGGCAUAAAAUCGGUCGCAGGGCCAAAGUGAAUUAUUGAUUUAACACCGAGGGCCGCACCAAAACUUUGAUGUUUCCAUUGUGCUUUGAAAAACCUUCAAACACUGCUUUUACAGUACUUUAUUCUCAGUUGUAAUGUUACUUUUUACAUAUAAUCGGUGGCGGACCUUAACAAAUAAAGUGUUUUCUAGCCAAUGUUGCGUGCCGGGCCGCAACACAUAAGGAUUUUAACUCAUUUCCGCGGGCCGCAAAAAAAAAAAAAAAAAAAAAAAAAAAAAAAA